ACUUUGCGUAACGAUGGGCGCCACGUCGAGCGUCCAGGCGUGAGUUUUGGACUUCGUUGGCGCCGACACUCCAUGGCGGAAUGGACAAGCCCAGGUGGCGGCUCCAUGAAUGCACGACUGCAACCCUUGCUGGCCUCGUGCCAUGAACUGGGACAUUGCCAGUGGAUGCACGGCACGAUAACGUCAAGGAAGGGCAAGCUCUUUCAUUGAAAAGACCCGCUAGCUCUACUUGACGAACUGCGGCUGGGUCGUGUACUCGGUCGACGUGUCGGACGGUGUUGUGGGCUGUCUCCAGUACGGAUGGUACGUUGGCAUGUUGCCAACUGCAUCUUCCUCUUCGGAAAAGAACGCCGUGGGUCGCGUGAUAUGGUCCGAAUUCCUGGGGAGGUACCGCCGAUGAUGCGCAUGGGACCCUUCCACGUGGUGGUGCUCUUGUGGAGCGAACAAGUACUCGGACGACGACAACCGCGCAUUCAAGAUGUAGUCGGCGGCACCGUCCUGGAUGUGCAGUCGACGGGGCGACGGAUCCAACGCGGCGCUGCUACGGAGGUACCGGCGAGAGCUCUCCUCCGACAUGCGAACGCCAUGGUGGAAGCUGAAGCUGUGCUGUGGCAAUGAAGAAGGGCGCCCGUGUGCAUCCAGGUGCGACCGCGGCGUGGGGUGGUGGCGACCGCUCACGCUGCGCCCGUGGACGAACGAUCGUGGCAAUGUGUUGGCGACAAACGUGGCGCGAUGUAGCUCGACUUCGAGCUGUCGCAGUCGUGUUCGUGUAUACCAGCACCACGAGACGAGGCCAAUGACAAGAACUGCUGCGCCGACGCCAAGACCAACGUACAGCGCUGUGUGAGAAACGCUGGACGGGGGCGAGUCGUCAUCUCGAUGGACUGUUUGGGUGAUUGUGAUGGAUGUGAAGAGCGCAAUGUCAAGUCGGUUGGCCGUGAUCGUGGACUGUGAAGCGGGCAGCGUUGUCGAAGCGAAGACAAUGUACUUGCCAGGAGCCGACGGCAUUUCCACGGUGCUGGAAAACGAAACAUACUGUUGCUGGAACGACUGGGCAAAGAUUGGCGACGACAGCGGCUUGGCAGCGCUGCGGAAUGGCAAGCACGUGUCGUCACCGUUGUUGGUGUCGGUCGGACAGUAAAACAGUUGCGACGUCGUGACGUUCUGUGUGAUAUUGUUCAGCGCGAACGGCGCCCAAGACGUCGAAGCGGACGGAUCGAGCAUCAGCAUCGCCCAUGAGAUCGUGGGUGUAGCACCUGCGGCGUACGUUCGAUUCAAGUUGAACGACACCGACACAGGGCACGUGACACCAUUCCCCAUCCCCAACGCACCGAACGAUGCCGCGUCCACCUGCGCAGCAGUGGUUGACGCAUUCGACGCCCAGCAGUACGUAGUCGCACCGUCCGGCAGGAUCCCGCCCCGUGCAGCCGCCAUACUCAGCUCGCUGGUAAUGGAGGGAUGGCGCACUUCGUCGUUCGCUUCGUAAACCUGGUCAUGGGAAAUGCCGUAUUCGUUAUCUCCGAAAAUAAUAUACAAUGC
Aphanomyces invadans is the source of this 1539-nucleotide messenger RNA. RefSeq lists its product as hypothetical. NCBI's taxonomy places the organism in Eukaryota, Oomycota, Saprolegniomycetes, Saprolegniales, Verrucalvaceae. The transcript is spliced from 2 exons. Bases 503 to 847 code for a protein of 114 amino acids. The record is from RefSeq and is a predicted model, not a curated record.